AUGAAUGGCAUUGCGUCCAAAACGAGAAAUCCUCGAGGGAACGCGGUCACGCCAAACGGCGGCCCGACCGCUGCGAGCACGAAGAAGGCCAAGGUGGCGAUUCCAGGCAUGCACCGGUCUGCGAGCAAGCAUCGCGUUGUCAACAUGCAAGCGUACGACAAAGAGUACUUUGACCACAACUUGGCGCCGGGUCGCAAGUCGAGCAUCGCUGGGAAGCCCCGCCAGAGCUUGAAAACGAUCAAGGACUCGAAAUUUACCAAAUCGUAUCGUCAGGUCAAGCACAAAGCGCAGGACGCCAAGACGUAUGUGAUCGACCCGAAAGAGUCCAACAGCGUCAAGUGGGAUAUUUACAUGGGCGUCUUGAUCGCGUACAGCGGCGUGACGGUGCCGCUCGUGGUGUGCUUCCCCGGAUUUCAGAGCCAAUCCGACUGGGCCGUCAUCAGCACGUUCGUCGACGUAUGCUUUGGCAUCGACAUUGUCCGCAACUUUCUCGUCGGAUACCAUGACGAGCGCGACGAGCUCGUGAUGAAUCACGUCCAGAUUGCGAAAAAGUACAUGCGCACGUGGUUUGUCCUCGACUUGGUCUCGACCGUCCCCAUCGAAAGCGUCAUCACGCUGUUCGACCCCCAAGCCAAUGUGUCGCAUACGUACGCGUCGAUUCAACUCUUUCGCAUCUUGCGCGUCACGCGGAUUGUCAAACUCGCGCGCCUCGCCAAGCUCAAAACGUUCUUCGCCAAGGCCGAAGAAACCUUUGGCCUCAACGCGGGCGUCGUCCGCCUCGUCCGACUGAUCCUGCUCGUCCUGUUUGUGUCGCACUUGCUCGCAUGCUUCUUUCAUCUCCUUGGUCAGCCCAACGACCCACCAAGCCACGAUUCGUACGACAACAUGCCAGACUCAUGGAUGUGCACGGCGGACGAUCCGAAGCGGUGUCUUCGCGGCGAGAGCGACUCGGUGCGGUACUUGUACAGUUUGUACUGGGUCAUCACGACGUUGACGGGUGUUGGGUUUGGCGACGUCGUCAUCGUCACGCCGUUUGAAAAGCUGUACGCGAUCUUUGCCAUGAUCAUCGGUGCAUCUGUGUUUGGUUUUGUCAUUGGAAACAUCUCGACGCUCCUCGAGAGCAUGGACAAGCGCGCCGCGAUGUACCAAAUGAAGAUGAUGCUGGUCAAGGACUACAUCCGCACGCGCAACUUGCCCAUGGACCUGCGCUUCAAACUUCGACGGUACUUUGAGCACUAUUUAUCCCGGGCAUCGCUCUUUGACGAGUCGUCUAUCCUCGGUGAGAUUUCGCUGAGCCUCCGCAACGAGAUCGUGCAUGAAACGUGCAAAGAUAUUUUUCAAAUUCCAGCGUUCGCCUUGAUCAAUCCGCAGUUUGUGAUGGACAUGGCAAUAUGUAUCAAGCCGCUCUUCUUGCUCGCCGACUCCAUUAUUGCCAAAGAGCACACGGUGGGCCGGGAAAUGUACUUUUUGAAUUCCGGCGUCGUCGCCAUGUACAACAGCAGCUUAAACGGGAAGAAGGUCCUGCUCGAAGUCAUGAGUGAAAACGCGUACUUUGGCGAAGCCUCCCUCUUGUACUUUGCGCUGCGUGAAAACACAUUCCAGUGCAUCACGAAUUGCGAUAUGUACUCGCUCCUCAAGGAAGAUUUUGACGUGCUCGUCGAGGAAUACCCUGAGACGGAGGGAAUCCUGAUCGAGUUUUACGAGCAGCGCAAGCACUUGUACCAAGAAACGCUCAAUAUGACGAUGGAGCGAUACUCGUACUACGAAAAGAUCAAAGACGACGAGUACAAAAUGGCCAAAUUCGAAGACUUGUGCCCACACAUCAAGGUGUGCUACAAUGGCAAACUGGCCGCGAUCGAGCAGCUCCCGAUGGACAUUUUGAAGAACAUCGACUUCAACAUUGCGCCCAAGGUGUCGCUGUUCAACUCAUCGCUGGCGAAAAAAGUGAUCGUGGAUGGCAUCAAGGAUCAAGAUUUGACGUCCAAGUCCGUCACUGCCCGCCUCUGCCAAAUCAUUGACCCGAACAACGUCAAGAAGCUCCAGUGGGACGUGUGGCUCGGGCUCCUCAUUCUGUACAACGUGAUCAGCAUCCCAAUCCAAGUCGCGUUUCAAAGCAAUGUCGCCAUCGAAGUUCAAACGACCGCCGACCUCAUCAAAGCCGACUUUGACGUGGUUGUUGACGUCUUCUUCGCCCUCGACAUCCUGCUCACGUUUCGAACGGCCGUGUUCGACGAGUCGGGCAACGUCGUGACCGCGCCGCGCCGCAUUGCGGCGCAGUACCUGCGCCUUUGGUUCUGGGUCGACUUUAUCUCGACCUUUCCCAUCGGGUACUUUGUCAACAAGUACGUUCUCACGGACGACCCGGCAUCCCUCGCAACGUACCAGAACUUGAAACUUAUCCGCUUCGCGCGCCUGACGCGAUUGCUCAAGCUCGCUCGCCUUCUCAAGUUUAACAAAAACUUUACCAGCGUCGAAGACGUGAUCGACCUCAGUCCGGCCGCGUCGCGCGUGUUGAUGCUGUUCCUGCAGGUGUGCAUGAUUGCCCACAUGUCAAGCUGCGCAUUCUUCUUUGUCGGGGUCACGUCCGAAGACUUGUAUGAUGGUGCAAGCUGGAUCCAGCAACAAAAUCUCGGCAACAGCUCGCUCGGGGAAAAAUACAUUACGUCGCUAUACUUUGCAUUCACGACCAUGGCGACGGUCGGGUACGGCGACAUUUUGCCGACGACCCAUGUUGAGGUCGUCUACGUGACGUUCUACAUGUUGGUGGGGGCGUCCGUGUUUGGGUACAUCAUCGGGUCCAUGAGCAGCCUCGUCGACCAGAUGCAGACCAAGACGACGUUAGCCAAGGAAAAGAUGGAUCGCGUCAAGGACUACAUGAAAGAACGCAAGUUGCCCAAGCCGCUGUGCGUGCGCAUUCGGCGGUAUUUUGACUUUUACAUGAACCACAAGGAAGUGUCGAACGAGAGCGCGUUCCUGGAAGACCUGUCGGACGACUUGCGCACGCAGCUCGUCCUGCACUUAAACCGAGAUGUCGUGAGCAAGAUCUCGUUCUUUUCCCACCAAGACGACGCGUGCAUUUCGUACCUCAUGGGUAUCUUGUACCAAGAGUGCUGUACGCCAGGCGAAUACGUCUUUUACGAGGGCGAGUACGGUCGGCACAUGUACUUUUUGGUCAAGGGAACCGUCGAAGUCGUCAUUGGCGCCGGCACAUCCAAAGAAAUCACGUGCAAAGUGCUGACGGAAGGCGCGUUCUUCGGCGAGCUUGCCAUGCUGCUCAGCUCGAAACGGUGUGCGAGUGUCCGGGCCAAGUCGUUUGGGAUCUUGUACGUCCUCAGUCGCAACGGAAUGGAUCGAAUUCGAACGCAUUAUCCAGAAAUCUCGAGCCAGAUUACACGGGAGAUUCGAACCAAGCUGCAAAAGAUUAAAGUCGACACGAUGUCCCAACCCGAUGCAGGCACCCUCGUGAGCCACCUUCCUCUCGAAGAAACCUUUGCCGUCGAGAUGGAAAAACCGAUCGAGGAAGCGUUCGCAUUGAUUGACCAAGUUUUGACCAAGCUCAUGGUGUUUUACGGUGGCGGCGAAAAGGGGAAGCGUCGAUCUGUCGCGUGCGUUGUCCAGCACUUGAAGAAGUUUGACUUCAACUCGCACACACACGAUGGCACGGACACGGGUGGUGGCCAUCGAAAGCAAGGCCUAAACCGGCAAAGCAUGGCGGAGCGAUACAUCUCGGGCGACCCCAAGAUUGCGCUGUCGAAAGCAAGCAAAAAGAUCGCCAUCAUGAACAAGUUUUUGACGUCCAUGGGCGCGGGCAAGAUUGGGCGAUUCGCAUCUUUAUCCAAGCGAGACACCGACAACGAGUCAGUUCGGGAGAAAAAAGGCCCAAAGAUCGACGACGCAGACAAAGUACCCCCGCCACAGUACACGGAGCUCGACCACCAGUUCCUGAAGCGAGACCCGACCGAGGGGCUCCUGCCCGUUUCGCUUCCGCCAACAGUCUCAGACAUUUGA
Molecule: messenger RNA, 4008 nt
Organism: Aphanomyces invadans
Lineage: Eukaryota; Oomycota; Saprolegniomycetes; Saprolegniales; Verrucalvaceae
Exons: 15
Coding region: 1-4008 (1335 amino acids)
Biological process (GO): potassium ion transmembrane transport; regulation of membrane potential
Cellular component (GO): membrane
Molecular function (GO): voltage-gated potassium channel activity
Source: RefSeq, a predicted model, not a curated record